GUAGAUUACGCGACGUUGUUGUUCCACGCUUGUCUUAUCUUUAGUAAAAAUGACCAGUAAUUAGUCAUUUAACUUUUUCUAUAAAGCGUUUAAUAUUUAUUUCUAUUGUGAGAAUUAUGGCCACGGCGGAGGAUAUAGAUGCAAAGAAUAUUUCUACAACACAAAAGAAAUUGGGUGCUGGAGGCUAUGGUUUGGUCUUUGAAGCAAGAUGGAAGAACAGGAAAGUAGCCGUCAAGAAAUUAAUUGUAAAUUCAGAGGACAACGCGAAACUAAUUAAAGAGUUAGACAACUUAGCGCGCUAUAACCAUGAGAAUAUUGUCGUAUUACUCGGCAAAACAACGAUUGACUCUGUACUUCACAUUGUCAUGGAGUAUGCGGACUGUGGAUCCCUCGAUUACUAUCUACACAAUAAGGAAAGCAGAUUGAAAAAUAUGACAUAUUUGGCACUUCACAAUCUGAUGUUUCAGUGCGUCAAGGCAGUUGAGUAUCUGCAUAAUCAGACCCCAACAGUUCUUCACCGGGAUUUGAAGCCGAACAAUCUGCUACUUUUUGACGAUUAUCGUACCUUGAAAAUAUGUGAUUUCGGUACAGUAAGAGAAAUUGCUUCAAAUAUGACGAGUAAUGUUGGCACUUCCGCUUACAUAGCACCAGAGGUUCUCGAAGGGAAAAAGUACACGGAGAAAUGCGAUGUCUACAGCUUUGGCAUUAUACUAUGGGAGGUAAUGUCACGGAAGAAACCUUUUCAUCACCUGGAAAACCCAGCUCCUGAAUCCAUUAAUUAUUUAUCUGGGCAAGGAAAGCGACCGGAUUUGAAUGAGAUAAAGAAGUAUGAAAAUCGAAGGACCAUUAUAAACUUGAUUGAACAAUGUUGGCACAAAGACCCAAACAAGCGGCCAACAAUGCAAAUGUUGUCUCUUUUUCUUGGCAUUGAUUCUUACACCAUUAGACCAUUGCCAUCUACAUCUGACGAUGAUUAUCAAUAUUGAAGUGAAGAGGAAUCCUAGAAAACCAGAGCCCAGAGUUCUACGUAAAACAGUGGGGAUUGCAAAUGUAAAUUAUAUUUCAUAAAAUGUAACUUUAAAUAAAAAAUUAUUAUCUUAA
Molecule: messenger RNA, 1101 nt
Organism: Drosophila montana
Lineage: Eukaryota; Metazoa; Arthropoda; Insecta; Diptera; Drosophilidae
Product: mitogen-activated protein kinase kinase kinase 7-like
Exons: 5
Coding region: 117-986 (289 amino acids)
Biological process (GO): immune response; protein phosphorylation; JNK cascade
Molecular function (GO): magnesium ion binding; MAP kinase kinase kinase activity; ATP binding
Source: RefSeq, a predicted model, not a curated record